Molecule: messenger RNA, 5319 nt
Organism: Apis mellifera (honey bee)
Lineage: Eukaryota; Metazoa; Arthropoda; Insecta; Hymenoptera; Apidae
Product: dynein heavy chain 1, axonemal-like
Exons: 23
Coding region: 1-5319 (1772 amino acids)
Biological process (GO): microtubule-based movement
Cellular component (GO): dynein complex
Molecular function (GO): ATP binding; dynein intermediate chain binding; dynein light intermediate chain binding
Source: RefSeq, a predicted model, not a curated record
AUGGAGAAACAAACGAUAAAAAGAAGAGGUUAUUAUUCCGAAAUCGUAACAGGAACUAAGGAAAAUCCUGUCACACCGGAAGUAGUUCUUAUACCAAUUGCACCAAGAAGAGCAAAACUUGCAUGGCAAGUUGCCACAGAGCAACAUAGCGUCUGCAUUAGAAAAUUAGUGGAUGAAGAAUCAUAUAAUUUCCUUGGUGAAGCUAAAAGAUGGAUGAGUUUUCCCCUGGAUCGAUCAAUUGUGAGCAUCAAAAAAUAUUUGAAAAGAUUAAAUAUCAAAUAUUUGCGGAUACAGAUGUUUCCUGCGGAGACCUUCAUCCCCAAAGUACAAAUGGAACAAGAUGUGGCGCCGAAGCACUGUCCACGAAAUGUUGAGAUGGAAAGGAGACGAAGAUUGUACAAACAUAUAAAAAUUCAGGAUACUUUAGCGAGUAUUAACAUUAUACCAAAAGAAAUGUUGCCUCCAUCCGCCUUAGUAUCCCUGUUGUCCUACGACGAGAAAUACGGUUUGUUUAGUAUCGCACAUUUCCUGCCUUUAGAAAUUUUUGACGACGAAGAUUAUGAUUGCAGGUACGUGAAAUGCUGUAACAUAGAACAUUGUUUGAAUUAUUUAUUCAAUAAAACAAAAUUUUACCAAACAUAUAACUUAACAAUAGAAGAUUGGAUAGAUUUGGGUUUCAUUGAUGAAAAGCGUUAUCCGUUGCCAGCUAGCGUUUUCGUACCAAGAUAUCGAUACGAAGACGAAAUAUUCCAUCUCGAUGACGAAUUCUUAAACAAUCUCUUCAUUUGGACUAAAGCCGCUGUUUUUGAUUAUGAUUAUAAUAAAAAAUUAUGGAGUAUACUCACACUUGACGGUACAAAGCGGGAAUUCGAGAUACCGAGAAUUUAUAUCCGAUUCUUUGCCGAAGAUCCGAGAAUUAUCAAAGAAAAUUCUAAACUUUACGCAAAGAGAGUGGUGACGGCUGUCGAGCAAAGAAAAAUCGCUGAAGCUUCUUUGAUCGAUGAAAUUUCCUUGGACUAUCAACGUACAAUGUGUGAUCUCAUGUGGAGAAAAAUGAUACAAACGAAUCCAGAAAUGUUUAAAUUCAUCACAUGGAUACCUGAAGUUGAACCUAUGAAAGUACCGAGAAAAGGCAAAUUUGAUACGGGCAUGAAAAACUUUUUGAAAAUUAAAAAAUACACUCACUGGAUAACAUUAUAUGUUCACGAAGAAGUAUACAGUGCAAUGAAAUGUAUUGUAGCAGAAUGUAGCCAAGCUGCAUCUAUGAAUUUAUUCGCCACUUCAUACGGGAAACAAAUAAGGUUAAGAGAAUUCGAAGAUUUGCAAAUACAGGCUACCAUCACGGUUAUUAAAUAUUUGAAAGAACCAUGGUUAGAAAAAAUUACACAAUCAGUAAGAAUGUGUCUUCGAGAUCUUGGAAAAGGAUGGUUUAAUCUCGAACAAAAGGACCACAGCGUGUACGACAUAAUGAAAUUGAAACGUUUCAUGAAUCUCACUAAUCUUCGUAUGCAGUAUGCGCUAAGAGUUUUGGUGGAAGAGUCGAUCAAGUUCUAUAGAAAUAUUCUAGAAAUUCCAGCACUAUGUGUCUUACAUGUAGACGAAUCAUUUAUUUGGGGAGAUGAUCUUAUCAACACCCAGUUUAAUCCCGCUGGCAUGCCUAUUUUUCUCCUUGACCUUCAAAUGGAUGAACAAAAAGCAUUUUACUCGACAAAUCCUGAGAAAUUUCUCGAAAGUAUCAUUACUUUAUAUGAUAACGCACUUACCGCCUGUCAUCAAAUCAGACAAAUACAUCCUUUUCUACUUCCGAAGUUAAAAUUCCCUAUUCACCUAUAUCUAAGCUCCGUCGGUCUGCUCGAAAAUCAGGUAUGCAAUGUUCGUGAAUCGUUGAGAAAAGCAUAUAAGAAGUCUGUAAUACCUUUAAAAGCUUACGCAAAAGAAUUCAGUCGAUAUCAAUUAUUCUUCAAUCUCAACGUCGCCCAAUACAUUGAGGAAUACAAGGAAGAAGAACUUACUACGGCCGAGAUAAAAGAGGAAAUUUCAUUUCAUAUCACGAUGAGAAAGAAUCUCCAAGUUACUUUACCGAGUUUUAUUACCAUUGGUGCGUUUGUAGUGAACGUUCAUCCCUUGAAGGAGUUUCUUAUAAACAAACGCACAGAAUGUGCUAAAUCAUUGCUCAUUAUGCUCACGGAAAAAAUACGGAAGGAAAUCGAUGAUAUCCUGGACGAAUAUAGGCAGAUAAGAUACAAAUUGAAGGAAGUGCCACAAAGUAUCGAGCACAUAUUCGAAAUACGGGAUUGGAUGGAAACUAUACCGCUUCGAGUACAGGAUCUCGAAGAAAAGAUGGACAAAUUGAAAAUAGAUUACGAUAUUCUCGAUAGUUUUCUUUGGAAUAUAUCCGAUGAUGAUUUUCAAGCGAAAUGGGAAGUGAUUGGAUCGCCUUUUCAAAUUGAGAAAGAGAUUCAGGAGACGAAUGAACGAUUUGUAGAAGAGCAAGAAAAAUUCCAUAAGAUCCAAUUACAGGAUGAGAUCUUGUUGUUUGAAAAAAUAGACUUUUUGGUGAGCAAUGUGGCGAACAUUGCUCUUCAAACGGAUAUAUCCCGUAUCCACGAGAUAGCUCUAGAUGUGAAGCGGAUAUGGAAGAUUAUGCUCGAGAGUCGGGAAAAUGGUUUAUUGCUCAACGAACGACAAAAGUUAUUUGGCCUAAAAGUAGUGCCUUUCGAGCACCUAAAUAAGCUUAUAAAGGAAUUCGAACCUUACAAAAACUUAUGGAUCACUGCUUCCGAUUGGCUCAAAUGGUACGACAUAUGGAUGGAUAAUCCCUUAAUGAACGUUGAUGGCCUUCAAGUUGAAGGUCUUGUUACCGAUAUGUAUCGGCAAAUAUCACGAGCAAUAAGAACAUUCCAAGAAUUUCCAAAGGUGCAGGCAGUUGCGAUCAUGAUAAGGGAUCAGAUAGAUGAAUUCAAACCAUUUAUACCUCUGAUACAAGCCCUCCGUGAACCAGGAAUGAAGGAUCGCCAUUUUGAGCAAUUGAGCGCGCAAACUGGAAUAUUAAUGGCUCUUAAACCCGCCAUAACAUUUAAAAGCCUGUUAAUUCUCGGUAUUAAAGAGUUUGAGGAAUUGGUGAAAAUGGUCGCAGACACUGCGGCCAAAGAAUAUGCCACAGAACGAACAUUGAAUAAGAUGAUAGAAGAAUGGGAAAUGAUUAUUUUUGAGACUCUUCCAUACAAAACUACCGGAACGUAUAUAAUAAAGGUCUCAGAGGAAACGUUGAUGAUGCUAGAUCAUCAUAUUCUCAACGUGCAACAGCUUGCUUACAGUCCACUGAAGACUGCAUUCGAGGACGAGAUCAAUGAAUGGGAGAGGAAGUUAGUUUUGACACAAAAAGUCCUUUAUCUAUGGAUAGAAGUACAAAGAGAGUGGAUGUAUCUGGAACCAAUAUUUACUUCAGAAGAUAUUAAAGUUCAGUUACCUUUGGAAACAAGGAAAUACAACGCCAUGGAACGAAACUGGAGACGAAUCAUGAAGAGUGCUUUUGAAAAUCCUUAUAUUAUCAAAAUAUGCCCUGAUGAAAAUCUGCUUGAAAGCCUUCAAGAAUGUCUAAGUCUCUUGGAAGUAGUACAGAAAGGUUUAUCCAAUUAUCUGGAAAUAAAACGAAAGAUUUUCCCCCGAUUCUAUUUCCUCAGCGACGAGGAACUAUUGGAGAUUUUGUCCCACGCGAAGAUCGUACAAACGGUGCAGCCACAUCUAAGAAAGUGUUUCGAGAAUAUAUACAGAGUGAGAUUCGAAGAGGAUCUGCAAAUUACCCGAAUGUACUCUGCUGAAGGCGAAGAGGUGAUAUUUGAUCCACCCAUGUAUCCGGAGAGAAGCGUUGAGUUUUGGCUGGGUGAUCUCGAGAAGGUGAUGCGUAAUACUAUUAAGGAGAUCAUUCGCAAAGCGUUAAAAGUCAUACAUGAAACUCCAAGGAAAGUAUGGGUAUAUAUGUGGCCGGGUCAAGUGACACUUUGCUGCGGCCAAACUUAUUGGGCUGCACAAGUGGAGAACGCGAUCAAUAAGAAGAAACUUGAUGAUUAUUACCAAGUGCUAUUGGGAAAUUUGGACGAUUUACGCGAAUUGGUAAGAAAUCCUCAAACCGAAAUCCAGAGAUUAAUGCUGGAAGCAGUAAUAACGAUCGAAGUACACGCGCGAGAUGUUCUGUAUCAAUUAGUAAAGGACAAAGUGACUAAUAUAAACGAUUUCAAUUGGAUCUCACAGCUCCGCUAUUAUUGGGUAGAUGAUUCCGAUUUAAAGAUUCGUGCUGUAAAUGCGGAAUUCCAAUAUGGAUACGAGUAUUUAGGAAAUACUGGAAGGCUAGUCAUUACUCCUCUAACUGAUCGAUGUUACUUAACCUUAACUGGGGCAUUGCACUUGAAGUUCGGUGGUGCACCGGCUGGUCCUGCUGGGACAGGCAAAACGGAAACGACAAAAGAUCUUGCUAAAGCGUUUGCCAUACAAUGUGUAGUAUUCAAUUGUUCCGAUCAAUUAGAUUUCAUGUCAAUGGGAAAAUUCUUCAAAGGUCUUUCAAGCGCAGGUGCAUGGGCGUGUUUUGAUGAAUUUAAUAGGAUAGACAUCGAAGUAUUGUCCGUUAUUGCCCAACAAAUUAUGACAAUCCAGCAAGCGCAACAAAUGCGGGUUGAUAAAUUCAUGUUCGAAGGAGAAGAAAUUGUUUUGAAGCCAUCUUGUGCAGUUUUCAUUACUAUGAAUCCUGGUUAUGCGGGACGAACGGAAUUACCAGACAAUUUGAAAGCUUUAUUCCGUCCAGUCGCUAUGAUGGUGCCGGAUUAUUCAUUGAUCGCUGAAAUUUCAUUAUUUUCUUAUGGUUUCUCCGAUGCAAAACCUUUGGCGGGAAAAAUAACAACGACGUUCAAAUUGAGCUCGGAGCAAUUAAGUACGCAGGAUCAUUAUGACUUUGGAAUGCGAGCGGUGAAAACAGUCAUUGCUGUGGCGGGAAAUUUGAAAAGGGAACAUAAAGAUUUGAACGAACAACAGAUUUGUUUACGUGCUCUAAAAGAUGUAAACGUUCCAAAGUUUUUAAAAGACGAUCUUAUAUUAUUCAACGGUAUCGUAUCCGAUCUAUUUCCUCGUUUGGAGGAAAAACCAGUGGACUAUGGAAUUUUGGAAGCAGAAAUUCGCGCAACAAUUUUGAGAAUGGGUCUGGAAGAUGUUAAUGAAUUUGUGAAAAAAGUUAUUCAAUUAUAUGAAACAACAGUAGUAAGACACGGAUUAAUGCUCGUUGGUCCAACUGCGUCGGGAAAGACAAGGAAUAAUAAAGUACUUUCAUAG